AAAGAAGCUGUGGUGCCUCGGCGUUUGACUUGUUUUCUUCGCCUAUUUCACACAUAUUGUUAUUGUUGAAUUAAUAUACCGUGCUUCUUUUGCAUUUAUAGAUAUUUAAUUUGAUAUUGCCAAAAUGGUUGUAAGGCAGUACAACGAAGAACUUAAAUAUUUGGAGAAGGUUAAUCCCUAUUGUUGGAAAAUUAAAAAGGGCUUCCAACCUAAUAUGAACGUCGAAGGAGUUUUCUACGUAAAUAAUACUUUAGAAAAGCUCAUGUUAGAUGAGUUAAGAAACGCGUGUCGGCCGGGUAUGACUGGAGGCUUUCUUCCUGGUGUAAAACAAAUAGCCAAUGUAGCGGCGUUACCGGGUAUUGUGGGUCGAUCUGUCGGAUUGCCCGAUGUCCACUCUGGAUACGGUUUCGCUAUAGGUAACAUGGCAGCAUUUGAUUUAUCUGACCCUAAAUCAAUAGUUUCUCCAGGUGGAGUGGGUUUUGAUAUUAAUUGUGGUGUUAGACUUCUGAGAACAAAUUUACAUGAAAAAGAUGUACAGCCAAUUAAGGAACAACUGGCUCAGAGUCUCUUUGAUCACAUUCCUGUGGGGGUGGGAUCUAAGGGUAUUAUUCCAAUGAAUGCUCGUGACUUAGAAGAAGCAUUAGAAAUGGGUAUGGAUUGGUCUCUUCGAGAAGGAUAUGUUUGGGCAGAAGACAAAGAACAUUGUGAGGAGUAUGGUCGUAUGUUAAAUGCAGAUCCAUCCAAGGUCAGCUUGCGUGCAAAGAAAAGGGGUCUACCACAGCUUGGAACACUUGGUGCUGGAAAUCACUAUGCAGAAAUACAAAUUGUUGAUGAAAUCUAUGAUAAGUAUGCUGCUGGAAAAAUGGGUUUGGAAAGAAUUGGUCAAGUAUGUGUUAUGAUCCAUUCAGGCAGUAGAGGAUUUGGACACCAAGUUGCAACAGAUGCUCUUGUCCAAAUGGAAAAAGCUAUGAAAAGAGAUAAAAUAGAAACAAAUGAUAGGCAAUUGGCUUGUGCCAGGAUAAACUCUGCAGAAGGCCAGGAUUAUUUAAAAGCAAUGGCCGCCGCUGCUAACUUUGCAUGGGUCAAUCGCAGCUCAAUGACUUUCUUAACACGUCAGGCUUUUGCAAAACAAUUUAAAAUGGCUCCAGACGAUUUAGAUAUGCAUGUUAUCUAUGAUGUGUCCCAUAAUGUAGCAAAAAUUGAGGAACAUAUUGUGGAUGGCAAAUUAAAAACUUUGUUGGUUCAUCGUAAGGGUUCUACCAGAGCAUUUCCUCCACAUCAUCCACUCAUACCGGUAGAUUAUCAACUGACUGGACAGCCAGUUCUUAUUGGAGGUACUAUGGGAACAUGCAGCUAUGUCCUCACAGGAACUCACCAGGGAAUGACUGAAACCUUUGGAUCUACUUGCCAUGGAGCUGGGCGUGCAUUGUCAAGGGCUAAAUCAAGACGUAACUUAGAUUACAAAGAUGUCUUAAAUAAAUUAGAGUCUUUGGGAAUAUCAAUAAGAGUUGCAUCUCCCAAAUUGGUGAUGGAAGAAGCACCAGAUUCAUAUAAAAACGUAACAGACGUAGUGAAUACAUGUCAUGCUGUCGGCAUAAGUAAGAAAACUGUGAAAUUACGACCCAUUGCUGUAAUAAAGGGUUAAGAUAUUAAAUAAGAAUGAAGCAGGAGAUUCAUAUAAAAUGUAACAGAUGUAAAUACGUAUCUGCAUGCUCCUAGUAUUCUUAAGACUGGAAAAUUACAACUUAUUGCCAUUGUUAACCUUGUGGUAAAUGUAAUGUUUUAUAAAUUGGUACUUUUUUAUUUAAAAAACUGGUUUAUAUAUAAGUGAAUUAUUAUUCAAAUUAAUUCAGUGCUUUCUAUAAUUUGUAUACUCUUGUAAGAUU
Molecule: messenger RNA, 1886 nt
Organism: Diatraea saccharalis (sugarcane borer)
Lineage: Eukaryota; Metazoa; Arthropoda; Insecta; Lepidoptera; Crambidae
Source: the annotation of a GenBank genome assembly